AUGUCAUGUGGCGACUCCCAUCCAAAAGGAUCUCUGUGUGACUUCCAAGCCUGGUGGCUAACAUACUUCGACUGGAGUGCCUUGGCCUGGGUUUGUCUCAUCACACUGAACCUGUACCUCAACCUGGUCAGAGAAAUAAGCACCAACAGAUAUGAGAUGCUGUACCACGUGUUGGCGUGGGGCGUCCCUUUGGUCAUGGCCUCCUUGCCUCUGCUCAAGGGUUACUACGGCCCCGCGGGAGCCUGGUGCUGGAUCACAGACAAUCACGUAGCCUGGAGAUUUGGGAUAUGGUACGUGCCUCUUUUCACACUCAUCUUCCUGAUGAUCUUCUGCUACGCCAGGAUCAUCUGCGUGGCCAAUCAGAGAAUGCAGUCAUGGUUGGGAACCUUCAACCCAGAGAGGGAGAGGCGUAAGGUGUCCUUGGCGGAGGAGAUCAAGCCGCUGAAGUGGUAUCCCUCCGUUUACCUGCUGGUUUCCCUUUUCCCCCUCAUCAACAGACUCCAUAACGCCUUGUACCCGGGGAAUCCAUCCUACCCCCUCAUCCUGUUGCACGUCCUCUCGGCGCCGCUUCACGGUUUGGCCAAUGCCUUCGUCUUUGGCCUGGACAGAGAUUGGUGGAGCGUGCUGAGCCCGACUGGCAUGCAGCUGGCUCUGCAGUCGCGGCUGUGUGACAGAACGCGAAUCGGAGAGUACUACCCCGGGGCGGUGCGCUACACACAGGCUGACCUGGCAGACCUCAGCGAUGACGACGACGACGACACCAACGUGCUCUUCUACUCCCCUGACAUGACCCUGAAAGACCGAGGGCCCUGAGAGAGAGAGCGGGCGAGCGGGGGAGCGCCAGACAAAGGAGGCACGGCGGAGGGUCGCAGGCAGCCACAGAGAAACGCAGCGGAUUAGAAACUGAGAAGGGAGGAAGAGGAGGUAGGCAGGGAAUGGAAGGGAAGAUUGGGGGGACAGUCAGGCAGAUAGAAGCCGGAGAUGAGCUGUCAGGUUCCAUUAUUAAUCCCCAUCCUUUACUAUUUAAUAUCCUAAAGACACACACAGCACACAUACCGAGCAGAGCUCCAGCUCCCUGCAACGCCGCCGUCAGAGAGGCUCUAAAGAUCCCCCUCAUGUUCGAGUCAUCGGCUGCAUCCCCAAACGUCUCCCAGCCGUUUCCCUCCCUGCACAGUUUGGUUCGACUCCUGCGCACUGCAGCAUCACAGCACACCAGAAAAUAUAAAUAAAUUUAAAAAAAAAAAAAAAAACAUAAAGGGCGGCUGAAAGGCAAUCAUAACAAGGUGUUCCUUUAGCAUG
This is a messenger RNA of Salarias fasciatus (jewelled blenny), 1299 nucleotides long. Its product is annotated as cyclic AMP receptor-like protein A. The transcript has 10 exons. Gene Ontology annotation, molecular function: G protein-coupled receptor activity. The record is from RefSeq and is a predicted model, not a curated record. Lineage: Eukaryota; Metazoa; Chordata; Actinopteri; Blenniiformes; Blenniidae. Gene Ontology annotation, biological process: cell surface receptor signaling pathway; adenylate cyclase-activating G protein-coupled receptor signaling pathway. Bases 1 to 813 code for a protein of 270 amino acids. Gene Ontology annotation, cellular component: plasma membrane.